UUGAACAAAACAAACGGACAAAAGGUAGAAGAGAAAUAUCCGAUUUUUUGACAUUCGAGUCGGUAAAGAAUGCUCGAUUUUCAUUGAGGAUAAAAAGCUGGGAAGCGGAUGCGAGUGCAUUUGGACUCGACAGCGUCUUUAUUAGACGUUGGAGAUGAAGUUUACUAGCAGUUUGGAUUACGGAACCAUGGAAAAACGAGCCAAGCUGCUGCUCUCGCUGUUCUUCAUCAUGUCGAAGUUGUGUCUCAGUGAGCACCAGGUCCUCCGGAUCGGGGGCAUAUUUGAAACUCGGGAGAAUGAGCCAGUGAGCGUGGACGAGUUAGCCUUCAAAUUUGCUGUUACCAGUAUCAACCGAAACAGAACACUAAUGUCAAACACCACACUGACCUACGACAUCCAAAGAGUGAACUUUUUUGACAGCUUUGAAGCCUCCCGUAGAGCAUGUGAUCAGUUAGCUCUAGGGGUUGCUGCAGUGAUUGGUCCUGCUCACAGUUCUUCAGUCAGUGCGAUUCAGUCCAUCUGUAAUGCACUGGAAGUCCCUCACAUUCAGACCCACUGGAAACAUCACUCUGUGGACAACAAGGACUCCUUCUUUAUAAAUCUCUAUCCAGAGCACAGCUCCAUCAGCAGGGCCAUUUUGGAUGUUGUGACCUACUAUAAGUGGAAAACUAUAACAGUUGUCUAUGAAGACAGCAUAGGCCUGAUGCGCAUGCAGGAGGUGAUCAAAGCACCAUCCAAGAAUGGUAUGAAGGUGCGUAUUCGGCAGCUGCCCACAGGGAGCAGUGACGCUCGCCCACUUCUCAAGGAGAUGAAGAAGGAGCAGGAGUUUUAUGUCAUUUUUGACUGCUCCUAUCAAAUGGCCUCUGAGCUGCUUAAACAGCUAAUGUCAAUGGGGAUGAUGACUGAAUACUACCAUUUUUUCUUCACUACUUUGGAUCUUUUUGCACUUGACCUGGAGCCAUACCGAUACAGUGGUGUGAAUAUGACUGCUUUCCGCCUGCUAAACCUGGACAACCCCAAUGUUGCAUCUGUUGUUCAGAAAUGGAGUGCGGAUUGGCAGUUUGCCCCAUACAGACCUGAAAGUAGCCUGAUGAGUGGCAUGAUGACUACGUCAGCUGCUCUCAUGUACGAUGCUGUGUUCAUGGUUGCCGUGGCAUCCCAGCGGGCCAGUCAGAUGACAGUGAGCUCUCUGCAGUGCCACAGGCACAAACCGUGGCGGUAUGGACCCCGCUUCAUGAACCUGUUUAAGGAGGCUCAAUGGGACGGACUGACAGGACGCAUUGUCCUUAACAAGACUGAUGGACUGAGGAGAGACUUUGAUUUGGACCUCAUCAGCCUUAUGGAGGAAGGGACAACAAAGAUUGGGGUGUGGAAAUCAUACACUGGUUUUAACUUGACGGAAACAAGGGACAGCUCUAAUAACAUCACAGAUUCUCUGACCAACAGAACUUUGAUUGUUACCACAAUUCUGGAGAACCCGUAUGUAAUGUAUAAGAAGUCUGAUAAAGUGCUUUAUGGGAAUGAUCGCUUUGAAGGCUUCUGUUUGGAUCUGCUGAAGGAGCUCUCCAACAUUCUGGGAUUCAGCUAUGAAGUCAGGCUGGUGUCAGAUGGCAAGUACGGUGCCCAAAAUGAUAAGGGGGAAUGGAACGGAAUGGUCAGGGAGCUCAUUGACCAUGUAGCUGAUCUGGCUGUGGCCCCUUUGACCAUCACUUAUGUGCGAGAAAAAGUAAUAGAUUUUUCUAAGCCGUUUAUGACCCUAGGUAUUAGUAUCUUGUACCGUAAACCCAAUGGCACCAACCCAGGAGUCUUCUCUUUCCUCAACCCCCUCACCCCAGACAUCUGGAUGUAUGUGCUGUUGGCAUGUUUGGGAGUCAGCUGUGUUCUCUUCAUUAUUGCUAGGUUCACACCAUACGAAUGGUAUAACCCUCAUCCUUGCAAUCCUUCAUCAGAUGUAAUGGAAAACAACUUUACAUUAUUAAAUAGUUUGUGGUUUGGAGUUGCAGCACUCAUGAGGCAAGGGUCAGACCAGAUGCCCAAGGCUUUAUCCACCAGAAUUGUUGGGGGUAUUUGGUGGUUCUUCACACUAAUCAUCAUAUCAUCCUACACCGCAAACCUGGCUGCAUUUCUGACUGUGGAGCGGAUGGAUGCUCCAAUCGAUUCAGCUGAUGAUCUAGCCAAGCAGUCUAGAAUAGAAUAUGGAGCAGUGAGAGACGGUUCCACCAUGACUUUCUUUAAGAAGUCAAAGAUCUCAACAUACGAGAAGAUGUGGGCAUUCAUGAGCAGCAGGAAGAACACGGCCCUGGUGAAGAACAAUAAAGAGGGUAUCACACGUGUUCUCACCACAGACUACGCCCUCCUCAUGGAGUCCACCAGCAUAGAAUACAUUAGCCAGAGAAACUGUAACCUCACACAGGUUGGGGGACUCAUAGACUCCAAAGGCUAUGGAGUAGGAACACCUAUAGGUUCACCUUACCGGGACAAGAUGACCAUUGCUAUUCUGCAGCUGCAGGAGGAGGGCAAGCUCCACAUGAUGAAGGAGAAGUGGUGGAGGGGGAAUGGCUGCCCUGAGGAGAACAACAAGGAGGCCAAUGCCUUGGGAGUAGAGAACAUUGGGGGCAUCUUCAUUGUGCUUGCUGCUGGCCUUGUUCUCUCUGUUUUUGUGGCAAUUGGAGAGUUCGUCUACAAAUCUCGCCAGAACAGUGAUGUUGAGGAGGCAUUUUGCUUCUAUUAUGGGGUUCAGUCCCGGCAGCUGCAGAGACGUGAUUCACCGUCACUCACUGGCACAUCCAAAUCCACAGAUUUAGAGAGUGGGCACCUUCUUGAGGAUGAUGUGUGCUCCUUGCAUUGAUCACUCCCACUCUCACCUCAGUAGCUUUUGAAGGGUGCAUUUUUUUCAGCGAGCUAAUGGAGGAGCUUGGAGUCUCCUUCAGGUGUCGGAAAGCAAUGAGGAAUAGAAGACCACGC
This is a messenger RNA of Tachysurus vachellii, 2964 nucleotides long. It is a transcript of the gene grik1a, whose product is annotated as glutamate receptor, ionotropic, kainate 1a. NCBI's taxonomy places the organism in Eukaryota, Metazoa, Chordata, Actinopteri, Siluriformes, Bagridae. The transcript is spliced from 17 exons. Gene Ontology annotation, molecular function: transmitter-gated monoatomic ion channel activity involved in regulation of postsynaptic membrane potential; kainate selective glutamate receptor activity. The record is from RefSeq and is a predicted model, not a curated record. Gene Ontology annotation, cellular component: kainate selective glutamate receptor complex; postsynaptic membrane; plasma membrane. Bases 155 to 2848 code for a protein of 897 amino acids. Gene Ontology annotation, biological process: synaptic transmission, glutamatergic; modulation of chemical synaptic transmission; monoatomic ion transport.